AUGUACAGCAGCACUCGGGGUGUGGGCCACAUUGAGGGCAGCCCGGUGCGAUCGCCCCGUCUGCCUCGAUCGCCCCGUCUGGGUCACCGCCGGGUUACGAGCAGCUCCUCGGGGUCCAAAACCCUCUCUAUGGAGAACAUACAGUCUUUAAAUGCCGCCUACGCCACCUCGGGCCCCAUGUACCUGAGCGACCACGAAGCCGUAGGCUCCACCGCUACAUACCCCAGAGGCACCAUGACGCUGGGCAGGGCGUCCAAUCGCGCUAUUUACGGUGGCAGAGUGACCGCAAUGGGCAGCAGCCCAAAUAUCGCGUCCAUCGGUCUCCAGCACGCUGACCUUUUGUCGUACGCCGGUGACCCAGCCUCUUUGGCCAUGUUACAGCAUUCCCACCAGCAGGGGGCACUGCUGAGGCAGGCCGUCAGAGGCGGUGGAGGUGGUAUGGAGCUGAUGGAGCUUCAGGCCCAGCUCAGGGACAUGCAGAGGGAAAACGAACUCCUCCGCCGCGAGCUGGACCUCAAAGAGAGCAAGCUGGGCUCCUCCGCCAACAGCAUCAAAAGCUUCUGGAGCCCCGAGCUGAAGAAAGAGCGAGUGAUGAGGAAAGAGGAGGCGGCGCGCACAUCCGUCCUGAAAGAGCAGAUGAGGGUGACCCACGAGGAGAAUCAGCAUCUGCUGGAUGCCCGCAGGACCAAGCACCUUCAGAUGACCAUCCAGGCCCUGCAGGACGAGCUGCGGACGCAGAGGGACCUGAACCACCUCCUGCAGCAGGAGAGCAGCUCGCGGGCCGCCGGCGCCGAACACUUCACCACCAUCGAGCUGACCGAGGAGAACUUCCGCAGGCUCCAGGCCGAACACGACCGGCAGGCCAAGGAGCUGUUCCUGCUGAGGAAGACGCUGGAGGAGAUGGAGCUGAGGAUCGAGACGCAGAAGCAGACGCUGGGGGCCCGGGACGAGUCCAUCAAGAAGCUCCUGGAAAUGCUGCAGAGUAAAGGGCUCCCCCCGGUGGCCGGGAGGGCAUCUGAGGAGGAGGAGCAGGACAGAGCCCGGCGCAUCGCUGAGGCUGAGGCUCAGCUGGGCCACCUGGAGGUCAUACUGGACCAGAAGGAGAAGGAGAAUAUUCACCUCCGGGAGGAGCUUCACAGAAGAAACCAGCUGCAUCAGGACCCCAGCAAGACUAAAGCUCUUCAGACGAUAAUAGAGAUGAAGGACACCAAGAUCGCCUCCCUGGAGCGAAACAUCCGCGACCUGGAGGACGAGAUCCAGAUGCUAAAGGCCAACGGCCUGCUGACCACCGAGGACCGCGAAGAGGAGAUUAAACAGAUGGAGGUGUACAAGAACCACUCCAAGUUCAUGAAGACCAAGAUUGACCAGCUAAAGCAGGAGUUGUCUAAGAAGGAGUCGGAGUUGUUGGCUCUGCAGACGAAGCUGGAAACUCUGAACAAUCAGAACUCCGACUGCAAGCAGCAUAUAGAAGUGCUGAAAGAGUCUCUGACGGCCAAAGAGCAGCGCGCAGCCAUCCUGCAGACCGAGGUGGACGCUCUUCGGCUGCGUCUGGAGGAGAAGGAGUCCUUCCUCAAUAAGAAGAGCAAACAGCUACAGGACCUUACAGAGGAGAAAGGAACGCUGGCUGGGGAGAUCCGCGACAUGAAGGACAUGCUGGAGGUCAAAGAGCGCAAGAUCAACGUCCUGCAGAAGAAAAUUGAGAACCUGCAGGAACAGCUGCGGGACAAGGAUAAACAGCUGGGGAACCUGAAGGACCGCGUGAAGUCUCUGCAGACGGACUCUACCAACACAGACACAGCUUUAGCCACACUGGAGGAGGCCUUGUCCGAGAAGGAGCGUAUUAUCGAGCGUCUGAAGGAGCAGAGAGAGAGAGAGGACAGAGAGAGGAUGGAGGAACUGGAGUCCUAUAAGAAAGAGAAUAAAGACCUGAAGGAGAAGGUCAGCACGCUGCAGGUGGAGCUUACAGAGAAAGAGUCCAGUCUAAUAGAUCUGAAAGAGCAUGCCUCUUCCCUGGCCUCAUCUGGCCUCAAGAAAGACUCCAAGCUCAAAUCUCUGGAGAUUGCCAUUGAGCAGAAGAAAGAGGAGUGCAGUAAGCUGGAGACGCAGCUGCAGAAGAAGGCCCACGAGGUGGAGGUCCAGCAGGGCUCUCGGGGGAACCCGGAUUAUGUGGAUCGAGUGAAGCUCCUGGAGAAGGAGGUGUCUUUCUACAAGGAGGAGUCCGGCAAAUCCCAGGCAGAAGUGGAGAGACUGCUGGAGAUCCUGCGGGAGGUGGAGACGGAGAAAAACGACAAGGACAAAAAGAUCGCAGAGCUGGAGAGCCUUGCUCCUAGGCAAGGCAAAGACCAAAACAAGAAAGGUCCCAAUAUCAAACUUGGCCAGCAGGGGGACAAAAAGAGCAGCAACAUCUUGCAGGACCCUCGCAAGGACAACCCCAUGGACAACCCCAAGAUGGAGGAAUUGAUGAGCGUGCUGGAGAAAACGAGGCAGGAGCUUGAAGCCACUAAACAGCGCCUGUCCUCCACCCAGCAGUCGCUUGCUGAGCGGGACAGUCACCUGACCAACCUCAGGCAGGAGAGACGCAAACAGCUGGAGGAGAUUCUGGAGAUGAAGCAACAGGCUCUACUGGCCGCUAUCAGUGAAAAGGACGCCAACAUUGCUCUGCUGGAACUGUCUUCCUCUAACAAGAAGAAGACACAGGAGGAAGUGAUGUCUCUGAAACGCGAGAAGGACAGACUGAUGCAGCAGCUCAAGCAGCAGACGCAGAGCAGGAUGAAACUAAUAGCAGACAACUAUGAAGAUGACCACUACCACCCUCAUGCCCCUCUUCACCAUAUGCAACCCCAGCCACCCCACAUCCAACCACAACCUCAACCCCAGCCUCUGUACCCACACGCCCCUCUCCCUCAGCAACAGCCCCCUUACCCUCAUGCCCCACACGCCCAACAUCCCCAACACCCACAACACCCUCAACCCCCUCCACAGCACCCACAUCCCCAGCAAGCACCUCAGCCUCAGUACCCCCAGCACCCCCAACAUCCGCAACACCCACAACACCCUCAACACCCACAACAUCCCCAACCACCGGGCCCCCACCAGCACCCGCCCAGGCCCCAGCAGCCCCACCCACAACACCCGCACAGUGGUCCCCCUCCCCAGCAACACCCUCCACACCCUCAGCACCCUCAGCACCCACAGCACCCACAGCACCCACAUGGACCUCCUCCACCCCAGCAAAGCCCUCACCCCCACCACCCCCCUCAUGCUGGUCCUCAUGGCCCUCACCCGCGACACCCACCACCACACCAUCGUGGUCCCGCCCGUGGACCGCUCCACCCUGGACACAGGCCGUCUCCAGACCCGGACGAUGAGGAGGGCAUUUGGGCGUAACAGUUUCCAAACCAAAGCUAUGAUGAUUUAUGGGAUGACUCACUCACAGUUGGAGGUGCAUAGCCAUGUCAUGCAGAUGAAACUACACAUUUUCCAUUUGGCCAGACUCUCCCACCAGACCCACACUUUACCAGGGGGCCUUGAUACUGAGGAAGAGGAGCAGGAGGGGUGUGAGUGUGUGAGCUGAGCGAGCAGGAAAACACCUGAGCAGAUGGGAGAAGGGCUCAGACUGAGAUUUCUUCAGGAUUGGAUGGAGGAGACACACAGGCAGCUUAUCUUACUGUCUAAUGGAGUCCCAUUCAGAAACACUGCCGUGGAUGACCCUCUACGCCGAUCCAAGACGAACUCUUGAGACGUCCUCAGCUGCAGUCGCUCUUUUUGACCUGAACCAUGUUACCUGCCCACUCACAUCUGGCUCUGUUUGCUCACCUGCUUGACCUCACCCCCUCUCUGACUCAGACGCUCAGUUUCUAUGAUGGGUCCCACCAUUCGACACAAAAUUAACCCCGUCCCGCCACAUCGUCUGCCAGAAGGAUCUGCAGUCUCUCUCGUACCUUCCUCUUUCAGACAUUCAGAAUGACGUUGUUCGGACUUUUACGUUUUUUUUGAAAAUUCAUUGCCAAGAAUCUCUAUUUUGUUUUGUUUACAUCCGCGCUAGAUAAACUCUUGUGAGUUUAAUUUCAGUACAUAUCAGGGUCACAUAACUGGGGAUUGAAAUUCAGGCACUUUGGAGGGGUUUGUUCUGGUUCUCCUGCAGUUUCCUGCGUCUUUACGUUGACGGGGCUUUAGCCCUGUAGGGUGCAGCAUGUUGGGCCUUUUAGCUGGGUUAGAUCCUGUCCUGUCAUUGUCCUGUAGUGUUACCUCAGCUGACAAUCGGAAGCACUCUAUGCAGGGUUACGUUCGACUCUUUUGUAAUCAGUUUCUAGCUUCCAAAUGUGCUGGUCGAAACACUGUUUUUAUUCCAGCAGUACUGGUCGAUCUUUCUCCUUGGAGAUCAUGGUUUGGUUUGCAUUUGAAAGCAUGCACCUAUGCACCUCCUCCGCCAUCAUAACUGGCCAGAUGCUUCAACAGCUGCAUCUGCCAAGGCCGUCAUCUUCACAAAACCGCUAAAAUGGGCUCAGAACAAAGAAAAAGGCAACUUCUACCCUCCUUCCAGGGUUUAUUUCUAAUGGUGCUUUUAUCGGUGCUUACACCCAACACGGAUGGAGACAGCCAUUGCCACACUGACUCGUGUCCGGCUAUACGGAGUUGUUUUGCUAUGACUUUACAGACACUUGGCUGGUCUGUGGAUGUGUCUGUAGUGUCCGUAGGCCUAAAGUUAGUAUUUGGGUGCUCAGAAGCUACGUCAGUAAGCUCCCUGUUCAUAUCAGGAAAAAUGGUACUAGAGCAGGGGCUCCCAAAAUCAGUCCUGGGGACCCUGCAGUAUGCACAGUUUUGUGCUUUCCCUCAUUUAGCUCACCUGGUUUAAGUCAUUCCCUAAUUAACAAGCCCCUCAUGUGCUGGGUCAGUGUGUCAGAAUAGGGAUUAAACUCACCAGACAAAAAAUGUCCUCUUUCCUGUGAGUUCCUGUCCAUUCAAGUCCAUUCUUCCAUUAACCAGUACACAUUUCAGCCAGAGUUCGUAUGACCCAAUUUGAGCAAUUCAUCUGGGGUCUGGGGACACUGCUGGUCAGUCAAACUGUUCCAUCUUUGUUGAACCAGUCACAUGCAGACACCAUACAGUCAUCUUCCUACAAUGUAGGAGUGUCAAUGUUGUGUUCUGCUUGGCCAUGAAGCAGAAGUUCUUGGUCAGAAGGUUCAGAAGAGUGGAAUAAAAUGGACAGGAACUUCCAGUAUGGUCCUUACAUGAUGGGAUUGGCGCCAUCAUAUAGGGAAUUGGAUGUUAUGGCACGCGCCCUGUCCCCCGGGAGAGAGCCGGGACCUGAACUCUG
This is a messenger RNA of Colossoma macropomum (tambaqui), 5317 nucleotides long. RefSeq names its product ELKS/RAB6-interacting/CAST family member 2. Gene Ontology annotation, biological process: regulation of synaptic plasticity; maintenance of presynaptic active zone structure; neuromuscular synaptic transmission. NCBI's taxonomy places the organism in Eukaryota, Metazoa, Chordata, Actinopteri, Characiformes, Serrasalmidae. Bases 1 to 3387 code for a protein of 1128 amino acids. The record is from RefSeq and is a predicted model, not a curated record. Gene Ontology annotation, molecular function: structural constituent of presynaptic active zone. The transcript is spliced from 19 exons. Gene Ontology annotation, cellular component: cytoskeleton of presynaptic active zone.